This is a messenger RNA of Rotaria sp. Silwood2, 285 nucleotides long. NCBI's taxonomy places the organism in Eukaryota, Metazoa, Rotifera, Eurotatoria, Philodinida, Philodinidae. The record is from the annotation of a GenBank genome assembly.
AUGACAGAACAAGAAGAUUUAACAAUUGAAAAAAGUUCAGUAAUAGCAGUUCUUAAUGAAAACGGUUCAUAUUGGCUUGCUAAAAUUAUAAAUGUUGAAGAUGAAAAUAAAAAUAUUGAAAUUCAAUAUUUCGAUGAUAAUACGUUUACAAUCGAAAAUACUACUACACAAAUAGUUCAACGAGCAUCCAUAUUGUGUACAUUUGGAAGAAUUCAUCACAGCUGUAAACAAUUCAAAUUGUCAGAUGUUUUACAAGCAAAAUUAGUUAAACAACCCAUGUCAUAA